UCGUCGGGGCGCGCCGGGAACGCCCGGGCUGGGCGGCUCACGGACGCGGCAGCUGUGGAUAAAUGGACCUGAUUGUGGGGCUCGGCGAUGUUGUUCUCCGGGUGGAAGCCGAUGGGCCUUGGGCACCCUGGAGUGUUUCCCGGUGUCAUCCUUCUUGCUACCUUGAUCCUCCUGGCUGGCCACGGACAACGUCACCGUUUUUCUGUCUCCGCCAUCACCUACUGGCCUCAACUGCCUUGGUCCCCGACGAGAUCCAGGUGAUUGACUGCAUUUUUAACACUUUUCAUAAUGGAGUUUCCUGAUUUGGGGAAGCAUUGUUCAGAAAAGACUUGCAAGCAACUAGAUUUUCUUCCACUAAAGUGUGAUGCAUGUAACCAAGAUUUCUGUAAAGAUCAUUUUACCUAUGCUGGCCAUAAGUGUCCUUUUGCAUUCAAGAAGGAUGUCAAGGUCCCUGUAUGUCCACUUUGCAAUGUCCCCAUCCCUGUAAAAAGGGGAGAGAUACCAGAUGUGGUGGUGGGAGAGCACAUUGACAAAGACUGUGCCUAUCAUCCUGGGAAGAAGAAAGAGAAGGUCUUCACGUACCGAUGCUCAMAAGAAGGAUGUAAAAAGAAGGAGAUGCUGCCGCUGGCUUGUGCGCAGUGCCAAGGCAGCUUCUGCAUCCAGCACAGACACCCGCUGGACCACAGCUGCAAAGCCAGGUGCUCAGCAAUCAGCGCUUCUGAGUCUAAGCAGUCCUCUAGUUGGCUGGCCCAGCGACUCAGGUGGAAAACAAAAUGACAACACGACAGUAUCUGGUGUUGGCGCUGCACCUGAAAUCAUUCCAUGUACAGUUAACUUUGCAGAUGACUAAUGUACCUGUAUCUUUUUACUUCCUAGGACAAGCAGUCAAACUUUAUUAAACAUUUCCAAUAGAGCAUUCAAAUUGUUUGGUAAAAUAAACAAUCAGAGAGAUUGAUGCUCCAAGGCAGGUUAUGUCACCACAGCAACAAAAUUU
Messenger RNA from Urocitellus parryii (Arctic ground squirrel), 994 nucleotides. RefSeq names its product zinc finger AN1-type containing 2A (gene Zfand2a). Gene Ontology annotation, cellular component: endoplasmic reticulum; cytoplasm. NCBI's taxonomy places the organism in Eukaryota, Metazoa, Chordata, Mammalia, Rodentia, Sciuridae. The record is from RefSeq and is a predicted model, not a curated record. Gene Ontology annotation, molecular function: zinc ion binding. Gene Ontology annotation, biological process: protein targeting to ER; proteasome-mediated ubiquitin-dependent protein catabolic process.